Candidozyma auris is the source of this 2268-nucleotide messenger RNA. RefSeq lists its product as uncharacterized. Bases 1 to 2268 code for a protein of 755 amino acids. Lineage: Eukaryota; Fungi; Ascomycota; Pichiomycetes; Serinales; Metschnikowiaceae. Gene Ontology annotation, biological process: protein monoubiquitination; protein polyubiquitination. The record is from RefSeq and is a predicted model, not a curated record. The transcript has a single exon. Gene Ontology annotation, cellular component: ubiquitin ligase complex. Gene Ontology annotation, molecular function: ubiquitin-ubiquitin ligase activity.
AUGCUGAAUGAUCCUCCGGAGUUCCUGCCACUCAACUCUGCUCGGAGUCACGAAGAUGAUAAGUUGUUGAACUCAAUUCUUCCAUCGUAUCAUAUGUUUCAGGCUACCAUACGCAAGAAAAUGGUGCCUGAGGAAGAGAAUUUCAAGGAAGACCCUCCCACGUACGAGAUGCUGCCGCUCCAUUCCAAUGGCAUCACACCAAUUCCGUCGGGAAUUCAGUCGCCCCAAAGUGCAGAUUCGCUAAACGCAUUCCCUUUUCCUAUUCAAGACUCAGACGAUGAGGAGACAUUCAACCAAAGAAGCGCCGACUUGUGGGAACAGACGGUGUUGGCAAAUGUGCAUAAGUUGGAUUUAUUGAGUGAGAAAAAUCCUGCUUCGAAGAAUUUGGUGGUGAAGGUCUACAUCACUGAUGCAGUGUGCCAAAAGGGAGUGAAACCGAAUAUCAUAGACGUUUCUGACUAUGAGCUCAAACAGGGGGACUUUAUCCACGGUUACAUCACUAUAGAGAAUACGUCAUCCGAGCCUAUUCCGUUUGACAUGGUUUACGUUGUAUUGGAGGGAGAGUUGGCUGUAGUCCAAGCUAAUAGAGGACCCGGUGAGCCUCUUAUUCUGCCGACGGUGUUCAAAUUUCUAAAUAUGUUGGACCUUUUUGCCCUGUGGUCCUAUGCUAACAUCGACCGCCUUGCUACCGAUAACGGUGAUCCUCAUGAUUGGUGCUACGGAGAAACUGACCCUUACGAUAAUACAGUCCUUGCGAUUGAUGUAAAAAGGCUUUUUCAACCGGGUGUGACCUACAAGAGAUUCUUUUCUUUCAGACUACCCGACAAGCUCUUGGAUGAUAAUUGUGAAAUUCAUAGUCUUGACGUUCAUUGCCAGCCGCCACCUACGGUGGGAAAUCCAAUUCCUCUCAAUAUAACAGCCAGAGCAAAACAUGAGAGCCCCGACAGAAAGUUAAAGGAUUUUUCUCUCAUAGACACUUUUGUGAGCUACAAAGUUGCUGCCAGAGUGAUUGGCAGAGCUUCGCAAUACCUUCCUCGAGUCACCAAAGACAGAUACAUCUUGGCUGCAGACAUUAAUGUGCCCCUUCGAGUAAUUCCCUACACUGCUCGGCCAGAACACAAAGAACAGUGGGAUCAGAGUGUUCGGGCUCAAUUUCAAGCAUUCGUGAAAGUCGUGGAAGAAAAGAUCGAGCAGGGUAAACGAGUGUUGCGUACGCGGGACGGCGCAAUCAAUAGUGUGAUGACUUCCCCGAAUUUGAGCAGUUUGUCUUUAAAUCAAAAUCUAACUCCUAUUUCAUCUGCACUUCAACCUAUUCGGCUGGGACUGGACAGGGAAAAACUAAGACAGCUCUACAGAGUUUCUAAUUCGAUGACAGAGAAGGGUACUUCAGUGAAGGCGAAUGAGGCGGCUGUCUAUCUGCAUUUGAGUCCUUAUAAGAAGCGUGGAUUCACUGGAGCAGCUAAAGUUUUGGGUGUUUUGUCGCUUUCAACUCCAAAAGCAGAAUAUGCUUUGUCCUACGUGCCGCCAUUACGUUACAGAAAUCCAAUGCAGCUGUAUAAAACGAGAGUUCGCAUUCCAUUGGACUUGACUUACUCUUGUGAUAAUGCCACAAGUAAUCAGCAGCCUCCAGAACCAAAGAAAAUUACCUGUGAGUUGGUGGUACUCACUGCCCGUUCUAAGAAGCAUUACAUCCCCAUAGAGCUCAACCACAAUAUGUGUUUCCGCGAGCAGGUUGUUGACGAUCUUGAUUCGAAGGGCCAAGGCGAUGAGUAUGAGAAUCUUGAUACCAUCGUCAUUAAACCUUUUAAUGAGUUUUACACUACGAUUGUAUCACUAAUCAAGAAGAUCGGGUUCGAGAGCAACGAAUUCCGCGUUGAAACCCAACUCUUCAAGGACAUAAAGAGCUUGGCGAUGCUUCAGACAAAAAUCAUCAACUUAGCAGUUCCCGACAUCACGAUUUCAUCAAGCACAGAUAAAAGCAGAGGUGUGCACGAGCUGCCUUCGAGUAUCCCUUGGGAGAAGACUGAGCGUGCUCAUUCCCAAUGUAAUAUAUACACGAAGAAUAUGGAGCUCGUCGUUGACGUCAACAGCUGCCAUAUGAAGGGUGCUGCUCCUCCAGCCCAUGGCAAAUCUGCGUUUGACAAUUUGUGCUUGGUUCCGGACUUCCAGCAGUGUCUCAUGGUUAGGUUCUAUUACUUUCGUAUUUCUGUGAAAUACGGAAACGGAUUGGUUCAGCUGGUGAACGUGCCGGUGACUAUUAACUGUUAA